Messenger RNA from Camellia sinensis, 1313 nucleotides. RefSeq names its product SGNH hydrolase-type esterase superfamily protein. The record is from RefSeq and is a predicted model, not a curated record. Gene Ontology annotation, molecular function: hydrolase activity, acting on ester bonds. Lineage: Eukaryota; Viridiplantae; Streptophyta; Magnoliopsida; Ericales; Theaceae.
AUAUGCUAUAAAUUGUUAAUCACUGAUUGUCACUCCUUCAAACAACUAAAGAGUAAAUAUGGCAAUGCUAGGACUAGUAGUACUUGGAGUGACCUUGAUCAUCACAAACAUGGUCACUAUGGCUUCAUCGGCGUCACUAGUCACCUACAUCUUCGGCGACUCCUUGACAGAAGUAGGCAACAACAAUUUCCUCCAAUACUCUCUUGCGAAAUCCAACUUUCCCUAUUAUGGAAUUGACUAUCCCGGUGGCCGGCCUACAGGAAGGUUCACUAAUGGAAGGACUAUCGGUGAUAUCAUAUCCGCAAGGCUUGGGAUUCCAUCACCACCAGCUUAUCUUUCCUUGUCCCCAAAUGACGAUGCAUUGCUUAAAGGGGUUAAUUAUGCAUCCGGUGGAGCAGGGAUUCUCAAUGACACUGGGCUUUAUUUUAUUCAGAGGUUAUCCUUCGAUGAUCAAAUAAAAAAUUUUGAAAAGACAAAGCAAGCAAUCAAGGCAAAAAUUGGAGAAGAGAAGGCAGAAAAGCUCUGUAAUGAAGCCAUGUACUUCAUUGGAAUUGGUAGCAAUGACUAUGUCAACAAUUUUUUGCAACCCUUUCUACCAGACGGUCAGCAAUAUACCCAUGACGAGUUUGUGGGACUCUUAAUUCUAACCUUGGAGCAACAAUUUGCGAGACUCCACCAACUGGGUGCAAGAAAGAUGGUGUUCCAUGGGCUCGGCCCCUUAGGCUGCAUUCCUUCACAAAGGGUGAAAUCAAGGAGAGGGCAGUGCUUAAAGCAAGUAAAUGAAUGGAUUCUACAAUUCAACUCCAAAGUACAAAACCUAACAGCCUCACUAAAUAAGCACCUUCCUUCUGCACAAAUUACAUUUGCAGAUACUUACCAAUCAGUACUGGAUUUGAUUACCAACCCCAACUCCUAUGGAUUUAAGGUGUCCAACACCUCUUGUUGCCAUGUAGACACAAGUAUUGGAGGGCUAUGCUUGCCUAACUCAAAGGUAUGCAGCAAUCGGACGGAGUAUGUGUUUUGGGAUGCAUUCCAUCCAUCCGAUGCUGCCAAUGCAAUUCUUGCAGAGAAGUUCUUCUCCAGCCUAUUUUCCAAUGCCACUUCACCUUCAGGGGUGCCCUCUCAUUGACCAGUUUCAUCAUAAAAAAGGCAUAGUUAUUAUUAAGUAUUAACUCUAUCCUAAAUGCAAGGGUUCCUACAAGAAUAAUACCAUUUGUAUUAACUCUAUACUAGGCAUAGUUUGUCUCACUUGUAACAACCAGAUUAUUUCGAACUUAUAUCAAUAGAUAAUUUUGAAAGAGUGAUUAUACAAG